AUACAACAUCCUAGGGAUACAUGUUAUGAGCUCCAAAGACAUAGAAGCCCUCAGCCCAACAAAAAUUCUCGCAUUCUCCCAGGAGCUGGAGGAGGAGGAGGAACUAUAAGCUCAGUAGGGGGCACAAUAGAUCAAGGAGGUCGCACUGCAGAUAAAAGUAAUGACAACAACAACACCAACAAUAACAAUAAAAAACAAGACAAAUGAAGCAAGCAUUCACAUUGAUGCAGCAUCUGCAUCUGCAUCUUUUACUCUGCCCCAUCAGCUUUGCCCUCGUUGCAUGCCAAUCGACGCAACCAAAUAUCAUCUUUAUUCUGGCUGAUGAUCUGGGCUUUAAUGAUGUUGGGUUUCGUGGCUCGGCACAGAUUCCCACGCCCAAUAUCGAUGCUUUGGCCUAUUCGGGUCUCAUCCUCAAUCGCUACUAUGUCAAUCCAAUUUGCACACCUUCCCGCUCAGCGCUCAUGACCGGCAAAUAUCCCAUACACACAGGCAUGCAACAUACGGUGCUCUAUGCCGCAGAGCCGCGAGGCUUGCCACUGGAUUUAAAAAUACUGCCGCAAUAUCUCAACGAAUUGGGGUACACCUCGCACAUAGCCGGCAAGUGGCAUUUGGGUCAUUGGAAGCGUGUCUAUACGCCGCUCUAUAGGGGAUUCAGUAGUCACGUGGGUUACUGGUCGGGACACCAGGAUUAUAAUGAUCACACGGCCGUGGAGCACGGCUAUUGGGGCUUAGAUAUGCGCAAUGGUACUGAGAUCGCCUACGAUCUGCAUGGACAGUAUACGACGGAUGUGAUUACGCAGCACUCGCUUCAAGUCAUUGCCAAUCACAAGCCGGCAAAGGGGCCACUCUUCCUGUAUGUGGCACAUGCAGCGGUGCACUCGGGUAAUCCCUAUAAUCCACUGCCAGCCAGCGACGAUGCAGUGCGUCGUUUGGAUAAGAUUCAGCACUACAAACGUCGGAAAUAUGCGGCGUUGGUUACCGCCAUGGAUGAGUCGGUGGGCAAGAUUGUGGAGCAGUUGCGUAAAUCUCGCAUGCUCGAGAACUCCAUCAUUGUCUUUUCGACGGACAACGGAGGUCCUGCCGAGGGUUUCAAUUCAAACUUUGCCUCCAACUAUCCACUGCGUGGUGUCAAGAACACCCUCUGGGAGGGUGGUGUGCGGGGUGCGGCACUCCUUUGGUCCCCCCAACUGACGAAACGUCCUCGUACUGCCGAGCAGCUAAUGCAUAUGGUUGACUGGUUGCCUACGCUGGUGGAAGCAGCGGGUGGCAAGGUGGCGCUCUCCAAACUCGAGGCGGCCAAGCUGGAUGGUGUUAGUCUGUGGCAGGCACUGGUGAGGAAUGAGGCAUCGCCACGGAACAGCAUUCUGCACAAUAUCGAUGAUAUUUGGGGCAGUGCCGCAUUGAGUGUUGGGGUUUGGAAGCUGGUGCAGGGCAGCCACUACAAUGGCUCCUGGGAUGGCUGGUAUGGGCCGGCAGGCUUGCGCAAUCCCCACGAUUACAACUGGCAACUGGUGACGAAGUGUGCGGCCGGUCAGGCCAUGCAGCAAUUGAAGAUGCUGCCCCAACAAGCGGAUAUCAUCAGGCUGCGCAAGGCAGCUACGGUGAGCUGCAAGGAGGCCAAAGUGAAGCCAUCGCCAGACAUCGCCUGCAAUCCCCUCAAGGAGAUCUGCCUCUUCAAUGUGCUCGACGAUCCCUGCGAGCAACGCAAUCUGGCCAAGCAGCAUCCCAAGGUGUUGGCUCUGCUCUUAAAUGAACUGCAGCUGUUUAAUGCGACUGCGAUUCCUCCUGCCAACAAACCCGAUGAUCCUCGUGGCGAUCCCAGACUGUGGAACCACACAUGGACUAAUUUUGGCGAUUAUUCUGAAGGAAAGUACUAUAAAUAAUCUCUAAACAAUCAUUUUUCAUAAUAUAAAACAUUGAAAACUUAA
Drosophila grimshawi is the source of this 1928-nucleotide messenger RNA. Its product is annotated as arylsulfatase B. NCBI's taxonomy places the organism in Eukaryota, Metazoa, Arthropoda, Insecta, Diptera, Drosophilidae. The record is from RefSeq and is a predicted model, not a curated record. The transcript is spliced from 7 exons. The coding region runs from base 204 to 1883 and encodes 559 amino acids.